Ictalurus punctatus (channel catfish) is the source of this 2550-nucleotide messenger RNA. RefSeq names its product solute carrier family 34 member 2a (gene slc34a2a). Gene Ontology annotation, molecular function: sodium:phosphate symporter activity. The transcript has 12 exons. Bases 221 to 2077 code for a protein of 618 amino acids. Gene Ontology annotation, cellular component: brush border; apical plasma membrane; vesicle. Gene Ontology annotation, biological process: intracellular phosphate ion homeostasis; sodium-dependent phosphate transport. The record is from RefSeq and is a predicted model, not a curated record. Lineage: Eukaryota; Metazoa; Chordata; Actinopteri; Siluriformes; Ictaluridae.
CUCUCACACACACUCUCCAGAGACACAUCCCACAGCUGCAAGUGUGUGCUUACCUGCACAGGUGUGUUUGUGUGUGCGCAUUUAUCCUUUCACACACACGCACACACUCAGUGUGGAUACACACCGGAAUUCCAGACGUGUUCUGCCCUUCCAGACGUGUGAAGAUCUCGCCGUACACACACACACACACACACACACACACACACACACAGAGAAAGUUAUGAAGGACAGAUCUGUGUGUAUCCCUGCUGCCGUCUCCACCGUCACUCUGGUGUGUGAUGAUGUGAGGACGGAUGAAGACGUCUGGGACAUGGUUGAUAUAGAGGAUACAGGGGUCACAUGGGCAGAGCUGGACAGUAAAGGGAAGGUGUUGCGGGUCUUUGUGUCAGUGGGGAAGUUGGUUCUGCUCUUGGGUUUGCUCUACACAUUCGUCUGCUCUCUGGACCUCCUCAGCUCUGCGUUUCAGCUUGUUGGAGGUAAGGCAGCUGGAGAUAUCUUCCAGGAGAACCAGGUGUUGUCGAACCCGCUGGCUGGCCUGGUGAUCGGCGUCCUCGUCACUCUGCUCGUCCAGAGCUCCAGCACCUCCUCGUCCAUCGUGGUCAGCAUGGUGUCCUCUGGACUGCUGCAGGUCUCCACGGCCGUCCCGAUCAUCAUGGGCACCAAUAUCGGGACGUCGGUGACCAACACGGUGGUGGCCAUGACGCAGGCUGGAGACAGGAACAAGUUCCGCAGAGCGUUUGCCGGUGCGACGGUGCACGAUUUCUUUAACUGGCUGUCGGUAUUGGUGCUGCUGCCGCUCGAGGUGGCCAGCGGUUACCUGUACCGCCUCACCGAGCUCAUCGUCUCGUCCUUCCACAUCGAGAGCGGCGAGAACGCCCCCGCGCUGCUCAACGUCCUUACCGACCCGCUCACACACUCCAUCAUCGAGCUGGACGAGUCGGUCAUCAGCGGAAUUGCCACCGGAGACCCAGAUGCCAGGAAUAAGAGUCUCAUCAAGACAUGGUGUCAAACAUCUACAAACACGUCUCUGCAGAACGUGACUAUAGUGAACUGCACCGGUGCCCCCUGCUGGAAGUGGAGGAACGUCUCCGAAACCAUCAACAUUCAGAAAUGUGGUCAUAUUUUCGUGAGCACGACACUGCCCGACCUGGCAGUGGGACUGAUCCUGCUCGCUGCGUCUCUCCUGGUGCUCUGUAUCUGCCUCAUCCUCAUCGUCAAACUGCUCAACUCCAUGCUGAGGGGUCAGGUGGCCUCCGUCAUCAAGAAGGUCAUCAACACAGAUUUUCCGUUUCCGUUCAGUUGGGUGACUGGUUACCUCGCCAUCAUGGUGGGAGCAGGAAUGACCUUCAUCGUACAGAGCAGCUCGGUUUUCACCUCCGCCAUCACGCCCCUCGUAGGGCUCGGGGUGAUUAGCAUUGAAAGAGCGUACCCGCUUUGUCUGGGUUCCAACAUCGGCACCACAUCUACAGCCAUACUAGCGGCUUUGGCUAGUCCAGGAGAAACACUGACUAACUCGCUACAGAUCGCUCUAGUCCAUCUGUUCUUCAACAUCUCAGGCAUCCUACUGUGGUACGUACUGCCGUUCAUGCGCGUCCCCAUCCCCAUAGCCAAGUCUCUGGGUCAUGUGACCGCGCAGUAUCGCUGGUUCGCAGUGUUCUACGUGCUGCUCUGCUUCUUCUUCAUCCCUCUGCUAGUGUUCGGUCUGUCUCUGGCCGGCCUUCCCGCUCUCCUCGCCGUCCUCGUCCCAGUGUUGCUCCUCAUCAUCACUGUCCUCGCCAUCAACUUCCUGCAGUCGCGCUUUCCAGAGAGACUUCCUUCCUGUCUGCGCUCAUGGGACUUCCUGCCUCUGUGGGCUCGAUCUCUCGAACCCUGGGACCGAAUAAUCACGGCCAUGAUCGCACGCUGCUGCUGCUGCUGCAAAUGCUGCCAGGUUGCCAGGGGUGACAAGGAGGCGGAGCCAAUUGGAAGGAAGAAUUAUGGGAUGGAGAUACACGAUAACCCAGUUCUGGCCAAUGAGAGUGAAGAAAAUGUCAAAGGCCCGCCCAGUUCAGUUAUUUUUAAUGCGACGGCGUUAUAGAAUCAGUUAUUAAUGUACUAUUAGUCAUUUAUAACACAUGUAUUAUAUAGUUAUUACACCACAAUUAUAGCAUUAUAGACUUAUCUUGUUAUUAUAACAUAUCGAGCUUGACUGGAUCAAGGACCAAGAGCAAAAAUGUAAUUUCUGAAUGCUAUUUAUAUUUUAUAUGCCUAUAGUUGACCAAUUCUCCAAAAAUAUAUAUUAUUUUGGAAAUGGAAAGCUACUACAGUAUGUUUUAUAGUUAUGCAGGAUUAUUUAUGUUGAAAUCCGAUGUUUAAUAACAUCUUCAGUCCUGAGUUGUAGAAAUCUCUGAAUAAAUCGGCUAAGUAUUAAACCGUUCUGCAUAUCGAAUAUUUGCACUGCUGUUUAUUAGUUUUAUUGUUUACCUGGGCAAUACACGUGUAUUAACAUAGCUAUAGGUGAUGUUUAUGGUGUUUAUGGUCUGCGGUCCUUGUGAAAACACGUGAGGAAAU